Cladophialophora yegresii CBS 114405 is the source of this 573-nucleotide messenger RNA. RefSeq lists its product as uncharacterized. The transcript is spliced from 2 exons. NCBI's taxonomy places the organism in Eukaryota, Fungi, Ascomycota, Eurotiomycetes, Chaetothyriales, Herpotrichiellaceae. The record is from RefSeq and is a predicted model, not a curated record. The coding region runs from base 1 to 573 and encodes 190 amino acids.
AUGGUCCAGGGUAAAGGGGAGCAGAGCGCUUACCUCUCGUCUUACGAUCAUGAUGAAGUCUACCGUGUAAUCAUUGAUGCAUAUCGGUUGAGGGUUGAAACAGAUCACCUGUCUCGCCAGGAAGACCACGGCAUGUACUAUUCAGGGAAGCCUCUUGAUGGGUUGGUCUGGGCACAAGGGGAUGCGAUUGACGACUUUCAACGGUUCCUCGACCUGUUGGAAGGCUCAAAGAUCCUGCCUAAAUGGUGGCUGUUCGAAGACAGAAUGCAGACUCUCGCCCUAGCGAUUGACAAGAACGACCCAGAAUCCAUCUUCAAGCCAAUCAAUCAGACUGAACUACCUCAACGGUACGGAGGGGACAUGGCGAUUCGACAGGCACUAGCUAUUCUUGCAGAGAUGUGCGUUGGCUACGACGGCAAAGGACCGGCCAAGGACGAUACCUGGUACCAGGAGUUCCAGGAAUUUCUCGAUCUGCAUCCUGAAGAACGAGCAAGGUUGAUCAAGGGUAGCAUUGAGAUGGUGGAUGCGGUCAUGAAGGAGCAUGGAGAGGAGUUCGGGCAAAAGUCAAGCUGA